Messenger RNA from Lobosporangium transversale, 947 nucleotides. RefSeq lists its product as hypothetical. Lineage: Eukaryota; Fungi; Mortierellomycota; Mortierellomycetes; Mortierellales; Mortierellaceae. The coding region runs from base 175 to 843 and encodes 222 amino acids. The record is from RefSeq and is a predicted model, not a curated record. The transcript has 3 exons.
UUUUUUUUUUUUUUCUUUUUCUUUUCGUUUUCGCUCUCGCUCUCUUUUCUUCCUUUCCUCCCACCCUUCCCGAUUUUCUUUAAGCAGUUGGUCUUCCUUCAUCUCUUCUUUCUUCUCUCUCUAUUUCUUACGAAUUUUCACCAAUCCCAACAGGCUUCUUCGACUUUCAUCAUAAUGCCUAAACAACAGCAACAGCAACAGCAACAGCAACAGCAACAGCAACGGCCACAGGAAUUUGUUGUAACAGUACCGCCCAAUCAAGAUACCAACCAAGUAUCUAUUGGUUCAAGGAUCAAAAAAUUUUUCAAGGCCGAUGAUAAGAAAAAUAUCAUGCUGUCGCAAAGGGAUUCUGAUGUUCUCGCCAAGGUCAAGAGAAGAGCCAAAGUACUAGACACUGGAUUGGAUCUUGGUGUUGCGAAAAUUGGAAUUGAUCCUAUCCUUGGUCUAGUCCCAGUUGCAGGCGAUGCAAUCACCAUGUUCCUGGCCCUCCGCUUGAUUCACACCGCACAAGAAGCUGAUAUUCCCAAAUCUCUCACGCAAAGGAUGCUUCUCAAUGUGGCUAUUGAUUUUGGGCUUGGUUUGGUUCCUGUCCUUGGCGACAUCGGAGACUUUUUGUUUAAAGCAAAUGACAAAAAUGCAAAGCUAUUCGAGGAAUUUAUUUAUGAGCGUGCUGCAAAGCAAGCUGCCCAACAAGCAGCAGCUGCAGCUGCAGUGGCCAAUCUUGCAGUCCCAGCAGUUGCAAGUCAAAGUAAUACAACCACAACAUCUAAAGGUUUUGGCUUUGGUCGCAGUCAGAAACCUCAGCACACCACUAUUCCAAUGGGUACAGUCGCGGCUGUCUAGGUGAAUGAUUGUGAUGAUUGAUCUCCACUUUGUACAAUUUUUCAUACUAUAUAUAUUAUCUAUUACUCAUCUCAUCAUAAUAAAACAAUCAUACUAAUAAAAUA